AUGGUGUACUGGUUCCACUGUGUUCCCAGUGAGGAAAGAAGCUGGAUUGACAAUGUUAGUGACCACAAUCUCCACAUCAUCCUGUUCCACCAGUAUGGACUGGUGCAGUGGAGGUUUGGCUCUGCCUCAGAGCUGGAGCUGGUGCAGAACUCUGUCUUCACCAACCCCACAGACCAAAACACCUCGGUGUACCUGUGCUGCAUCCUCUCCUCAGGUAACUCGGGCCUCUCUCCCACCCCUGUGGCCCUCACCUGGACUUUUGGGCUGCCCUCUGAAUGUUGGGGUCCCUUUUGGCAGUUCUGCCACCGAGGGUCAUCUGUCCACAUUGACUGGGCUGUCAUCUUCUCCCAGCCUGUCAGGCAAUCACCUGGAUACACCUGGGUACUGCUCAAAAAAUUACGUGGAUACACCUGGGACCUGGGCUCCAUCUGCACCACUGUCCCCAAAGCCAUGCACAAUUCCCUCUGGCACACCAACAACAUCUCCUACUCUGCAUGUGCUGCUCAGGUGUUUCUCUUUAUGUUCUUCAUCUCAGCAGAGUUUUCCAUCCUGACCAUCAUGUGCUACGACCGCUACGUGUCCAUCUGCAAACCCCUGCACUACGGGACCCUCCUGGGCAGCAGAGCUUGUGCCCACAUGGCAGCAGCUGCCUGGGCCAGUGCCUUUCUCAAUGCUCUGCUGCACACAGCCAAUACAUUUUCCCUGCCCCUGUGCCAGGGCAAUGCCCUGGGCCAGUUCUUCUGUGAAAUCCCACAGAUCCUCAAACUCUCCUGCUCACACUCCUACCUCAGGGAACUUGGGCUUCUUGCUGUUAGUGCCUGUUUAGGUUCUGGAUGUUUUGUGUUCAUUGUUUUCUCCUAUGUGCAGAUCUUCAGGGCUGUGCUGAGGAUCCCCUCUGAGCAGGGACGGCACAAAGCCUUUUCCACCUGCCUCCCUCACCUGGCUGUGAUCUCCCUGUUCCUCAGCACUGCCUUUUUUGCCUACCUGAAGCCCCCCUCCAUCUCCUCCCCAUCCCUGGAUCUGGCCCUGUCAGUUCUGUACUCAGUGGUUCCUCCUGUCCUGAACCCCUUCAUCUACAUCACUUGUAAUAUGAGUAAUUUUUGA
Messenger RNA from Cinclus cinclus, 1104 nucleotides. Its product is annotated as olfactory receptor 14J1-like. The coding region runs from base 1 to 1104 and encodes 367 amino acids. Gene Ontology annotation, cellular component: membrane. The transcript is spliced from 6 exons. Gene Ontology annotation, biological process: G protein-coupled receptor signaling pathway. Lineage: Eukaryota; Metazoa; Chordata; Aves; Passeriformes; Cinclidae. Gene Ontology annotation, molecular function: olfactory receptor activity; G protein-coupled receptor activity. The record is from RefSeq and is a predicted model, not a curated record.